This is a messenger RNA of Aspergillus affinis, 699 nucleotides long. RefSeq names its product M24 family metallopeptidase. The transcript has a single exon. NCBI's taxonomy places the organism in Eukaryota, Fungi, Ascomycota, Eurotiomycetes, Eurotiales, Aspergillaceae. The record is from RefSeq and is a predicted model, not a curated record. Bases 1 to 699 code for a protein of 232 amino acids.
AUGUCAGAAAAACACGCUACCCCCGAAGAAGCCGCGCGGGCCUCCUACCUCCUCUCCGCCGAAAAAAAAGCCGUAACCCUAUUCGAAGAGAUCGAAAAACAACUCCUCCGCCCGGGCAUCAGCGAAAAACAACUAAACAAAGAGAUCUACGACCUCGGUGAAACCCUCGGCGUGCGAUCCCACUGGCACAAACGGGUAAUCCGCAGCGGUCCAAACACCCUCACCCCCUUCUCCGAAGAUCCACCAGACCGAAUCAUCGAGUCAGACGACAUUCUGAUCGUGGACCUGGGCCCGGUAUUUGAGGCCUGGGAGGCGGAUUUCGGCCGCACGUAUGUGCUCGGGAAUGAUCCGAACAAGAUCCGCCUGCGGGACGCGCUGGAACCGAUUUGGUAUACGGUGAAGGGGAAGUAUUGGGAGAGGUCGGAUAUGACGGGGGGCGAGUUGUAUGAGAUUGCGGUUAAGGAGGCAGAGAAGGAGGGGUUUGUAUUUGGGGCGGAGUUGGCGGGACAUAUCGUGGGGUCGUUUCCUCAUGAGAGGAUUCCGAGGGAUAAGCUGAAGUUGUAUAUUAAGGAGGGGAAUGAGGAGAGGAUUAGUGCGGUGGGGAAGGACGGAAAUAAGAGGCAUUGGAUCUUGGAGAUUCAUCUUCAUGAUCCGGUUCAUAAGUUUGGGGGGUUUUAUGAACAGCUUUUGACUGUCUAG